Molecule: messenger RNA, 1617 nt
Organism: Durotheca rogersii
Lineage: Eukaryota; Fungi; Ascomycota; Sordariomycetes; Xylariales; Xylariaceae
Exons: 4
Coding region: 1-1617 (538 amino acids)
Cellular component (GO): nucleus
Source: RefSeq, a predicted model, not a curated record
AUGACCACCGGUCCUGCGCUCGACUCGGCCGUCGGCCGCAGUCGCCAGGACUCCUUCGUCAGCGCCGGGCCCAAGCCCAUCUCGAUGAUUAAUCCGAAUCGCGAACAGGCUAAUCGCGGUCGCCGAGAGAGCCUCGCAGGCAGUUUUGUGAACGGCGGUAUGAGUUGGGGUGGAGCCUCGGUUGGGAGUUUCAUUAGAGAUGACCUCGCUAUGACCGGGACCUCGCCGUACACUGGCGCGCAUCAAUCGCCUUCAUUUCACUCUAACUCGUACAUCCCGAAGAUGGAGGCCGAGUACUUGCGCAAUUUUGUGUGUUGCGACUUGAAGCUAGACACCAUGCACGACCUUCUCCGCCAUUACGAGACGGUUCAUACGGGCCAGAACGCCCAGCCGAACCGAAACGGCACCGGUGUGCAGAUGCCGCACAGACUUUCGAUCAAUAAUCGACCGUCUGUACCGACGGGCGCCGGAAGGCAGGACUCGCAAGGUUACCAACACCAAGGACAGAUGGGAUUCGGCCAACAGAAUAGGACGCUAGGAAGCAAUAUCGGCCCCAGUAUGACCUUUGGGGGGAUGCAGAUGGGAAGACAGUCAUCGACGUCGAUGGAUUCGAACGCUCAAAAACGGUCCCAGCAGCUCAACAGGAUGCAGUCUAACGACGAGAUGGAUGCUGUCGGUGAUAUGGAGAUGGAUGAUGCCGUCGGUAUGAUGGAAAUGGACGACAGCCAGCGGACCAUCCAGCAGACGAGACAGAUGUUUGGACAGCAGCAGAGACCCCAGCUUCAAUUGAGCAGCUCCGGAUUAUCGCAUCAGGCGCUUCGCUCGUCGCAACCGCCGACGCCCGGCGCACCCAACUACGGGUUCCAGAACAACCCGACGGUCUCGUCGGUCAACACGCCGACCCUGACGACGCAGCAGGCCGCGCUGGGCCAACAGAUGGGCGGAAGCAAGGAGGGUAUGGAGAUGGACUUCUCUUCCAUGAGCAACCUGAACCUCACCGGCAUGGGAAACUUUGAUGCCACCAGCCUAUCCGAGUUCUUCAUCGACGACCCGGCCAAGCGCCUAUAUAGCCCGAAUGGUGGGCCGGCAAACCAACGAGCGCUCCAGCAACAGAUGGCCCAGUUCGGAUUAGAUGCGAGCCAAUUCGGCAAUAUCACGGACCCGAAACACCUAGCAGCGCUUCAGCGAGCGAUCGCAAACCCGGGGUCUCUGGUAAUGCCUCCCGAGGAGGACAAACCGUUCAAGUGUCCGGUCAUAGGGUGCGAGAAGGCAUAUAAGAACCAGAAUGGCUUAAAGUAUCACAAGCAACACGGUCACCAGAACCAACAACUCCACGAGAAUGGGGACGGCUCAUUCUCCAUAGUCAACCCCGAAACGUCGGCACCCUAUCCGGGCGAGACUGGCAUGGAGAAGGAGAAGCCUCACAAGUGCGAAUACUGCCACAAGCGAUACAAGAACCUGAACGGCCUGAAAUAUCACAAGCAACACUCGUCGGCCUGCGAGAUCCAAGCCCAAGCAGCUAACAUCCGAGCGAACCUUGCCAACAGCCAGAUGUCCUUCAACAUGGCAGGUAUGAACCACGGGCUACCCGGAAUAGGCGAGGAGAUGCAGCUAUAG